AUGAAAUAUUCCACCACCACCACCAAAACAAUCACAACACAACAAUUACCUAAAAGAAGAGGUAGACCAUGUACUAGACGAAUUGAUCCAUCUAUACCACUCAUGACAAUUACCAGAACUGAAAUUAUUUCAAAUUCAAUUGAACAACAACAAUCAAAUAAUCUUGAAAAAUUACUUCCCUAUGAAAAUCAUACAACCAUUCAACCUCUGAAAUCCAAAACCUUAACUAAUUCCAAUAUUAAUAAGAGAAAGAGAUCUUCAAGUAAUUCAACAAUUACUAAUAAUACUUCAUAUAAUAACAUUGAUUGUAUUCAUCAACCAUUGGAAAAGAAAAGUAAAUUAAUUGAAGAUUAUAUUGAAUCCAAUGAUGCAACAUCACCACAACUUGCAUUGCUAUCAAAGCCAAACCAUCAACAAAGGAGUAGUAGUGAUAUAAAGGGAGUAAUUUCACCUCCAAAUAGAAAAAUUAUUAGGACAUCCAUUUCAAUCAAAGACUUAUUAAAUUGA
This is a messenger RNA of Naegleria gruberi, 507 nucleotides long. RefSeq lists its product as uncharacterized. The transcript has a single exon. Bases 1 to 507 code for a protein of 168 amino acids. Lineage: Eukaryota; Heterolobosea; Eutetramitea; Acrasida; Naegleriidae. The record is from RefSeq and is a predicted model, not a curated record.